AAAAGGUUGUGGUGGAGGAUGUGAGGAGUUAUUGGGGUUUAUAUAUACGUGGGUGAGCUAAGGUGCUUAGGUUUUUGACAUAAAUCUUCUAAUUUGGUAUAUACUUUCUACUUUCAAAAAAUUUAAGAUCGCAUAUCUCUCUCAAGUUAAUAUAACAAUUAUAAAUACACUCAAAUAUUAAUUAAUGGGGAGGCAGCCUUGUUGUGACAAGCUCCUGGUGAAGAAGGGGCCGUGGACGGCGGAAGAAGACAAGAAACUGAUAAACUUUAUAUUGAGCAACGGCCAUUGUUGCUGGAGGGCUUUGCCGAAGUUGGCCGGUCUCCGUCGCUGCGGGAAGAGCUGCCGUCUACGGUGGACCAAUUAUCUCCGACCUGACUUGAAAAGAGGUCUUCUCUCCGAUGCCGAGGAACAGCUUGUCAUCGACCUUCAUGCUCUUCUCGGAAACAGAUGGUCCAAGAUCGCUGCAAGAUUACCAGGAAGAACUGACAACGAAAUAAAAAAUCAUUGGAAUACUCAUAUCAAGAAGAAGCUCCUUAAGAUGGAAAUCGAUCCUUCAACCCAUCAACCUUUAAACAAAGUAUCUACCGACAAAAAGUUUGUCGAUAGAUUAACUUCAUCGAAAGCCGGAAAUGUAAAGAGAAGUGAUAGUAAAAGCAAAGAGAUCGAUGGGACAACGACAAAUACAAUAGAUGAAACUAGCACGAUCACUCAUAAAAAUAGUUCAAAAGAUGAUUAUGAAUUACUUGGUGAUAUUAUUCAUAACUAUGAAGAUUUAUUUAAUAUUCUAUGGACCAACGAUGAACCUCCUCUAGUCGAUGAUGCAUCAUGGAGUAAUAAUAACGUCGGUAUUGGUGGAACAGCUGCAGUCUCAGCCUCAGACAAGAACAACAUUGCUGCCGGUGAAGACUUCCCGGCACAGUCAUUAGAAGAACAGAACGGCGAAAGUUGGAUGUUUUUGAAUUAUUGCCAAGACUUUUGUGUUCAAGAUUUUGGGCUCGAGUGUUACAAUGGUUUUGGUCAAAGCUCCAUGGAGACAGGUCACAAGGACUAGAAUUUGCAAGGAUACAUGGCAUAUACACACAUGUACUAGGUAUAUAUGUAUAUAUCUAUACGCAUCAUAGUAUUAUGAAAUAAUGUAAGAAAAAUCAUGUAAAGCAGUAAAGAAGCACCAUGGUUUUUACAAAUUAGGGUAACAGAUAAAGUGUCACUAGGAGUUAUAGUUAAGUCGGAGUUAUCGACUUAUUUCCUUUUCUUUUACGUCUGUUUUCUGCAUUUAUUUUAAAUAAUAAUU
This is a messenger RNA of Arabidopsis lyrata subsp. lyrata, 1291 nucleotides long. Its product is annotated as protein ODORANT1. The transcript has 2 exons. Lineage: Eukaryota; Viridiplantae; Streptophyta; Magnoliopsida; Brassicales; Brassicaceae. The record is from RefSeq and is a predicted model, not a curated record. The coding region runs from base 185 to 1051 and encodes 288 amino acids.